AUGUCCAGUAUGGAAGAAGCCAUCCAGCGUGCGCGCGCGGCGCAGCAGAACCGCAAGCAGGACCAACAACAAGAACAGCAGCGCAUCUACCACAUCAAGCACCCGAACCAGGCGGAGACAUUGCAACAAGCCACCGGCGUACCCACAGACGCGCCCCCUCCGGCCUACCUGCUCGACUGGGACGCUCCCGGGGGCGGGAGUCGGAAGACGGCCCUGGCCACGGCCGGGGAGUGGCGCGCGGCUCUCGAAGCAGCCACGGCCAGGUCCGACGGCAGCAGUAAUCAAUGGCGCCUGUUCGUGCUGCACGGCCUGCCGGCAGGCCACCUCGACGCCGUGCUCGCCUGCCUGGACGUCGACCCGGCGUUUGUCGAAGCCCACGCCGGCCGCUACCGCUACCGCCCGGCGCUGAGGCGGCGGCGGCGGGCCCAAACCAACGAGACGGAGACACGCUUCGCCGUCUACGAAUACCCCGAACUCGUCCAGCGCACCGCCACCAUGUCCAGGGAAACGACGGUGAGCAGAAGGUUCGUCGACCUGAUGGACGCGCCGCCCGUCGUCGCGACCAUGGCG
This is a messenger RNA of Lasiosphaeria miniovina, 570 nucleotides long. RefSeq lists its product as uncharacterized. The record is from RefSeq and is a predicted model, not a curated record. The annotation marks the transcript as partial. NCBI's taxonomy places the organism in Eukaryota, Fungi, Ascomycota, Sordariomycetes, Sordariales, Lasiosphaeriaceae. The transcript has a single exon.